Messenger RNA from Mesitornis unicolor (brown roatelo), 510 nucleotides. RefSeq names its product keratin, type I cytoskeletal 16-like. Gene Ontology annotation, cellular component: keratin filament. The annotation marks the transcript as partial. The record is from RefSeq and is a predicted model, not a curated record. Gene Ontology annotation, molecular function: structural molecule activity. The transcript has 4 exons. Lineage: Eukaryota; Metazoa; Chordata; Aves; Mesitornithiformes; Mesitornithidae.
AAUGCUCAGCUCGAGGUCCACAUUCGGGACUGGUACAGGAAACAAGCUCCUAGCAUCUCAAAGGACUACAGCUCCUACUACCAGACCAUUGAGCAGCUCCAAAACCAGAUCAUUUCAGCCACUGUGGACAACAACAGAAUGCUUCUGGACAUCGAUAACAGCAAGAUGACUGCGGAUGACUUCCGGAUGAAGUAUGAGAACGAGCUGGUCAUCCGUCAGACUGUGGAGGCUGACAUUAAUGGCUUGAGAAAUCUCCUGGAUGACCUGACCCUGGUUAGGUCUUCACUGGAAUCCGAGCUGGAGUCCCUGAAGGAUGAGCUGAUUGCUCUGAAGAGAAACCACGAAGAGGAAAUAAGGCAGCUGCAGUCUCUGUCUGGUGGUGACGUGAGUGUGGAGGUCAAUGCCGCCCCUGGACAAGACUUGACAAAGAUCCUGAACGAGAUGAGAAACGAAUAUGAGCAGAUCAUCGAGAAGAACCGCAGAGAGGUUGAGCAGUGGUAUGAAGUCAAG